Molecule: messenger RNA, 5775 nt
Organism: Castor canadensis (American beaver)
Lineage: Eukaryota; Metazoa; Chordata; Mammalia; Rodentia; Castoridae
Gene: Prkd3
Product: protein kinase D3
Biological process (GO): intracellular signal transduction; phospholipase C-activating G protein-coupled receptor signaling pathway; protein phosphorylation
Cellular component (GO): cytosol
Molecular function (GO): protein serine/threonine kinase activity; ATP binding
Source: RefSeq, a predicted model, not a curated record
GGCGAGCGGGCGGGAUCCUGCGAGGCGCAUGAAACCUCGCUGGCGCCUGCUCGGGGACCCAGACGUUAGCGGGCGCGGAGUUUCUCGCGACCGAACGAGCCCGCCUUUGCUGACAGCAUUUCAGAAAGCAUCAACUUUUCUCUGUGGACCCAUUCAUCAAAUGAAAUAUGCUUGUACUAUUUUUAAAAGCUUUUUAAUUCAUCAUGGAACAGUUCACCCAGCAAAAUGAAAAUGAGGACAUUUGAAAGGAUGAUUUAAGGUGUGGCUGUUUGAGAAGAUGUCCCACCAAGUCAUUGAACCAAAGGAUAAGUGUUGAAUAGAUUAAUCCAAAUACUUUCUUAUAUCAGGACGACUUCGUCUUGACAGAAAACAACUUUUAUUCAGUAUUUAUUUUCUGAAAUAAAAAGCAGGAGACAAGAACAGACUUAAAUAAGAGAAGAUGUAAAUAAGCAAUAUUUGCUGUGUUCUCAUGAAGAUAACUCAGUGAUGUGAAAUUGUUUACAAAUCUACUGGGUUGUGGUCUUAAAGAUAAGACUCUUGAUGGGACUGAUGAAGAGAAGUAGGAUAUUUUGUGCAUUCAACUCCCUGUGGUAGAAUUUGCAGUCAUCGUUAUGAGAGGCUUGGUAGAGGAAAUAAAGCAGCUUUCAUCUAAAUUCAGAAGUGUGGUCUUUUUUUUACUGCAGUUAUUUUGAAAACCUCUUCAUAACUAUUUAAAAAGAAUUGACAACUUUUUUAAGACUAAAGAAAGGCAGAUGUCUGCAAAUAAUUCCCCUCCAUCAGCCCAGAAGUCUGUGUUACCUGCGACUAUUUCUGCUGUGCUUCCUGCUCCUUCUCCGUGUUCAAGUCCUAAGACCGGACUCUCCACCCGACUCUCUAAUGGAAGCUUCAGUACACAGUCACUCACCAACUCCAGAGGCUCAGUGCAUACAGUUUCAUUUCUACUGCAGAUUGGUCUCACAAGAGAGAAUGUUACCAUCGAAGCCCAGGAACUGUCUUUAUCUGCUGUCAAGGAUCUUGUGUGCUCCAUUGUUUAUCAAAAGUUUCCAGAGUGUGGAUUCUUUGGCAUGUAUGAUAAAAUUCUUCUCUUUCGUCAUGACAUGAACUCAGAAAAUAUUUUGCAGCUGAUUACUACAUCAGAUGAAAUACGUGAAGGAGAUCUAGUUGAAGUUGUUCUUUCAGCCUUGGCCACUGUAGAAGACUUCCAGAUUCGUCCACAUACUCUCUAUGUACAUUCUUACAAAGCUCCUACUUUUUGUGAUUAUUGUGGUGAGAUGCUUUGGGGAUUGGUACGUCAGGGACUAAAAUGUGAAGGCUGUGGAUUAAAUUAUCAUAAACGGUGUGCCUUCAAGAUUCCAAAUAACUGUAGUGGAGUAAGAAAAAGACGUCUAUCAAAUGUGUCUCUACCAGGACCUGGUCUUUCCAUUCCAAGACCCUUACAGCCUGAAUGUGUACCCCUUCUCAAUGAAGAGUCACACGUUCAUCAAGAACCAAGUAAGAGGAUUCCAUCCUGGAGUGGUCGCCCAAUCUGGAUGGAGAAGAUGGUAAUGUGCAGAGUGAAGGUUCCACACACAUUUGCUGUCCACUCUUACGGUCGUCCCACCAUAUGUCAGUACUGCAAGCGAUUAUUAAAAGGCCUUUUUCGUCAAGGAAUGCAGUGUAAAGAUUGCAAAUUCAACUGCCAUAAACGCUGUGCAUCUAAAGUGCCAAGAGACUGCCUUGGAGAGGUUACUUUCAAUGGAGAACCUUCUAGUCUGGGAACAGAUACGGAUAUACCUAUGGACAUUGACAACAAUGACAUGAAUAGUGAUGGUAGCCGGGGCUUGGAUGACACAGAAGAACAAUCUCCCCCAGAAGAUAAAAUGUUCUUCCUGGAUCCAUCUGAUCUUGAUGUGGAACGAGAUGAAGAACCUGUUAAAACAAUCAGUCCAUCAACAAGCAAUAAUAUUCCGCUAAUGAGGGUUGUACAAUCCAUCAAGCACACAAAGAGGAAGAGCAGCACAAUGGUGAAGGAAGGGUGGAUGGUCCAUUAUACCAGCAGGGAUAACCUGAGAAAGAGGCAUUAUUGGAGACUUGACAGCAAAUGUCUAACAUUGUUUCAAAAUGAAUCUGGAUCAAAGUAUUAUAAGGAAAUUCCACUUUCAGAAAUUCUCCGAGUAUCUUCACCACGAGAUUUCACAAAUAUUUCACAAGGCAGCAACCCACACUGUUUUGAAAUCAUCACUGAUACUAUGGUAUACUUUGUUGGUGAGAACAAUGGGGACAGCUCUCACAAUCCUGUUCUUGCUGCCACUGGAGUUGGACUUGAUAUAGCACAGAGCUGGGAGAAAGCAAUUUGCCAAGCCCUUAUGCCUGUGACUCCUCAAGCAAGUGUUUGCACUUCUCCAGGGCAAGGGAAAGAUCACAAAGAUUUGGCUACCAGUAUCUCUGUGUCCAAUUGUCAGGUCCAGGAGAAUGUGGACAUCAGCACUGUUUACCAGAUCUUUGCAGAUGAGGUGCUUGGUUCAGGACAGUUUGGCAUUGUUUAUGGAGGAAAACACAGGAAGACUGGAAGGGAUGUGGCUAUUAAAGUAAUUGAUAAGAUGAGAUUCCCCACAAAGCAGGAAAGUCAACUCCGUAAUGAAGUGGCUAUUUUACAGAAUUUGCACCAUCCUGGGAUUGUAAACCUGGAAUGUAUGUUUGAAACCCCAGAACGUGUGUUUGUAGUAAUGGAAAAGCUACAUGGAGAUAUGUUGGAAAUGAUUCUGUCCAGUGAGAAAAGUCGGCUUCCAGAAAGAAUUACUAAAUUCAUGGUUACACAGAUACUUGUUGCUUUGAGGAAUCUACAUUUUAAGAAUAUUGUGCACUGUGAUUUAAAGCCAGAAAAUGUGCUGCUUGCAUCAGCAGAGCCAUUUCCUCAGGUGAAACUGUGUGACUUUGGAUUUGCACGCAUCAUUGGUGAGAAGUCAUUCCGGAGAUCGGUAGUAGGAACUCCAGCAUACUUAGCCCCUGAGGUUCUCAGGAGCAAAGGUUACAACCGAUCUCUAGAUAUGUGGUCAGUGGGAGUCAUUGUCUAUGUGAGCCUGAGUGGCACAUUUCCAUUCAAUGAGGAUGAAGAUAUAAAUGACCAAAUCCAAAAUGCUGCAUUUAUGUACCCACCAAAUCCCUGGAGAGAAAUUUCUAGUGAAGCAAUUGAUUUGAUAAACAACCUGCUUCAAGUGAAAAUGAGAAAACGUUACAGUGUUGACAAAUCUCUUAGUCAUCCCUGGCUACAGGACUAUCAGACUUGGCUUGACCUUAGGGAAUUUGAAACUCGCAUUGGAGAACGUUACAUUACACAUGAAAGUGAUGAUGCUCGCUGGGAAAUACAUGCAUACACACACAACCUUGUAUACCCAAAGCAUUUCAUUAUGGCUCCCAAUCCAGAUGAUAUGGAAGAAGAUCCUUAAUUUUACCAGUGAGCCAACUUGAACAAGGAAGGAUUUCAUUUUAUAAACUGCUAUUUUGCUGUGGUUUAACUGUUGUUCUUUGUAGGUUGUCAUUAGCAAGGAUGCAAAAACAGGAGAUAAUUGGCAUCAAUACUGUAGUUCAGAAUAAGUAGGUACACGAAGGGAAAGAAAUACAUAAUGGAAUCAAAAUCAAACUUUCUAUGAAUUUUUGUACCAUAAGCAAUAACUGGUUUUGUAUAUUUUUCUACUCCUUCACUUUAAGUACAGUAAUGCUACUUAAUUUAUCUUCCCUUUCCUGAUCUUACAUCAUUUCUUUUAAAAGCCUGUGAUUGUCCAGUUAUUGUUAUAGCUUAACCAAAUCAUACAAAAAUGGUAAGGUUGAUUACUAAACACAUUUGCAUUUAAGCAGUGACUGUGAGGCUACCAAUGUGAUUUACUGUAGAACUUUUUAAACAUUUGUCUAACCAGACAUCAUGGCAUUAAAGGGUUUUCUAGCUGCCUCUAAAAGGAAUGCUGACUUUCAAAACAUUGAAACAGUUAUUCCUAACCUUUUUAGAGCUAUAAAUUUGAAUAUGGUCUCUACAGCAUAAAAAUUAAGUUGCCACCUUGUGUAUGUUUCAAUAGCCACUAGAAUAACUUGGGACAAUUGGUAUAACAAGGUAAGGAGUAGGAACAGCUGGUAUAAAUUCUGAGUGGUUAUGUGUGCCUUCUCAUAGCUCAACUCUGCUGCUAAACAGUCAUAUUCCCAACUGACACCAUUGUGAUGCACAAUAUCCCAACAUUCAUUUGGUACAGAGCUAAACUUUAAUUACAUAUUUCAUCUUUACCCAGGUUGAAUAAUUUGAGGAAAAAGAUAAAUGGAGGGUCAGUUUAGAGGCAGUUAUUGCCACUGUCACUAUAUAGAAAACAGUAUCUUUUUCUUCUUCCCUUAGCCUAUUGAAGGGCUUUGCAGAUGUCUGGAGUAUUUUUAUAUCAGCAUUUUAUUUUAAGCAGUUUGAAGGAGAGGAUGGGGAUAGACAUGAAGAACUCAUUUAUAAGGAUGAAUCUGUAUGUUCCUCAAAGAAAAGACCUGAGACCAUAGGAAAUAUAGUGGCUUUGUUUCUUCACUCAGCAAUAAAUCACCGUGAACUAUUGUUUUGCUUCUUUCCCAUUCUAAGAACAAAAAAAUUGGAGUCUUGAAAUUUGGGUUUCUGAUUCAAGAUCUUGGCUCUGUUAUUUAUUAUCUGUUGGCCUCAGCACAUAACAGUUUGUCUAAUUCCUCAGUCUAUAAAAUGAAGAUCAAAUUUUUUGCCUCUGUCUUCCUCACAGUGUGGUCAUGUAGAUCCCAUAUGUAUGAAUGUAAUUACUUGAUCAUUUGAAAAGUAUAAAAUUGUUAAUUAUCAUUGCCUACUGAAUUUGAGGUAUCAAAGGGAAAACAUGUUUUUGUGGAUGAACAGACUAAGAGAGAGGGCCUUUUUAGCAUCUCUGUAAAGGACAGACGAAUCAUAUCUAAAAAUACUGAGAAUAGAAACAAUUUUCAGUGCCUCUGUAUUCUUUAUAUGUUUUAAAAUUUAUCCUUCCAAUAGCCAUGUGGUAAGUACAUCAUGAAUCUCAACUUAUGGAUAAAGAAAUAGAGGUACAGGGUUACUAUCAAAGUUCAUAUAGUCAUUAUGUAGAUUUAAACACCUAGGCAGUAUGUCUCCAGAGUCCUCUUACCCAUCAUGGUCAUCAUGCUGUACUGUGUAUAUACAUCACCAGUAGACAUUCCACAUAUCUCCAUAAUUUGUUCUCAGAUCUUUUUGGAAAAAAAAAAAAAAUAUAUAUAUAUAUAUAUAUAGGUAGUACUUACCGAGGUUGAACUCAGGACCUUGAGCCAAUCCACAGGCCCCACAAAGAUUAAUUUUGAGAAACCUUUUUAUAGAUUUUCUCUGUGAUAGAGGAUGACUUCCCCACAUAGUCCAAAGUAAGUCUGUUUAUAUCAACAUGCACAAGAUGGAAUAAUUUUGAGUCACUAGGGCAACCUACUGUGGUUUUACUACAUAAGGUGAAAAUUAACUGGAAUAACAUUCAUUUGAUAUACUUAUGUAAUCAGACUGUAUAAGCCAUGAAAUUAAUUGCACUCUUUUUUGUUUUGUUGAAUGCCUAAGAAGUUUCUUAAAAAAUUUGUAAAGGCACUGUCAGGUCAUUUGGAGUUGAAUAAUUACUCCACAUACUGUAUAACCUGCAUAACCUUUUGUCUUGAAGUCAACUUGUGUUUGUAUAAGAAAUAAUUGUUUCUAGAAACAUUUGGUAAUGUACAAAGUAUUCUAUAAUGACACUGUCCAGUACCUUUUUAUACUUUUUUGUUACAUCCCACUUUUUGUAAAUAUUU